UGUAUAUAUAUAUAUAUAUAUGGCAUGUAUGUAUAUAUAUGCUAGCUUUCUUCUUUUAUCUCCCUUUCUUCAUGUUUCACAUAUACAUAAGAUGUGUCAUUGGUUAGCUUUCACAUUUGAUUCAGAAGUUCCAGAAUGUCACGAUGGGAUUGUGAUUGGAGUAGAGGAGAUCUUGGUUGUGGACUUGAAUGCAGUAAUUGAUAGGAUUUGAGUUGUUCCCACAUUGUGUGAAGGAUAGUUGCAUUAUGUUAGGCCAGAGAGUUUCUUUUUUACUGAAGAGUAAAUUGGUAAGAGAGGGUAUGAGUUAAUAUUGUGCAACUGGAAAGAUGGAUUCUAAUGAGCAUUCAUUGUGAUUUUUGGAUUCCCAAUUUCUGCAACUCCUUCCAAAGCUAGGUAAUCCCCUACCUCACAUUUAUUGGGAAGAGAACCUACUUCUCCCUAUAGAACAGGAAAUCCUGAAUAAGUGAUUUGCUAACCUCUCUUGCAGCUAAGAUGUGGGCAUGUGACUGCCCAUCAGACAGCCCUGACUUAGCCUUUGAUACAGGGAAGGGGAGAUCAAGAAAGACCAAUGGCAGAAACAGCCAUUGCAGUAAGAUGGAUUCCUGGGGCAGCAGUGACAGCAGUAUUACUGGCGUCAUCCCAUGUCCAGUGAUAGCUGUGUCAAAGCUAUAAACUGCAACGUUUAUGCUUGGAGGCAAUAGCAACAUUGGUAUACUAAUCAGACUAGUUCUAUGGCAUGAUUUGGGCCAUUGUAGCUGCUGUGGAGUCUUCUGAACCUGGUUCUCCAGCUGACUGGUGUUUUUGAAAGGCUGAUGAGAGGCACAAACCAGUCGAGUGUCUCCGAGUUCUUCCUCCUGGGACUCUCCAGGCAGCCCCAGCAGCAGCAGCUCCUCUUCGUGCUCUUCCUGAGCAUGUACCUGGCCACGGUCCUGGGAAACCUGCUGCUCAUCCUGGCUGUCAGCACUGACUCCCGCCUGCACACCCCCAUGUACUUCUUCCUCGGCAACCUGUCCUUCGUGGACGUCUGCUUCUCCUCCACCACCACCCCCAAGAUGCUGGCCAAUCAUGUGCUCAGGAUCCAGACCAUCUUCUUCUCUGGCUGCCUCACACAGUUAUAUUUUCUCAUUGUGUUUGCUGACAUGGACAAUUUCCUCCUGGCUGUGAUGGCCUAUGACCGCUUUGUGGCCGUGUGCCACCCCUUACAUUACAUGACAAAGAUGACCCAUCAGUUCUGUGCCCUGCUGGUUGCUGGGUCGUGGGUUGUGGCCAGCCUGAAUGCUCUGUUGCACACCCUGCUGAUGGCUCGACUCUCAUUCUGUGCAGACAACACCAUCCCCCACUUCUUCUGUGAUGUGACUCCUCUCCUGAGACUCUCCUGCUCAGACACUCACCUCAAUGAGAUGAUGAUUCUUAUUGCAGCAGGGCCUAUAAUGAUCGUCCCAUUUAUUUGCAUCCUGGUGUCAUAUGUCCUUAUUGCUUGUGCUGUCCUGAGAGUCCCAUCUACAAAGGGAAGAUGGAAAGCCUUCUCCACCUGUGGCUCCCACCUGGCUGUCGUGUUCCUCUUCUAUGGCACCAUCAUAUCUCUCUAUUUCAACCCCUCAUCCUCUCACUCAGCUGAGAAAGAUAUAGCAGCCGCCGUGAUGUAUACAGUGGUGACCCCCAUGCUAAACCCUGUCAUCUAUAGCCUCAGGAACAAGGACAUAAAAGGGGCUCUUGGAAAAGUGAUUGCCAUGAAAUUUUUUUUUACUCAGUAAAGGUAUGGCCUAAGAACAUUAUGGAGGUAACUAAUUUUCUAAGAAAAUCCUGUUUGUUUUUUCUACUCUAUGAAACUUACCAUUUGUCUUUUGUAAGAGAAACAUCUACUAUGUACCUUGGGAGAAUAAAAUUCUUGAUAGAGACCCUUUAGGUUAAAGAUGGAAAGAGAGACCCUUUAAUGAAAAGACUUGACUAUCCGAAUUAUCAAUGCCCUCUGGCCAAACCCCACCAGGAACAUCCCUGUAGCUCCACAAAUUGGAUUUGUUACUUACUAUAACAGGGAACAGGGAAGGUUCUCCACAGCAUGACUAAAAGGAGCUGGGCUUGUGUUAUGGCUGUUAGGAAUUAGGAACCAUCUUUCCUCUGGAUUAAAUGUUGUUACAGAAUAGGGGUAAUUCUGAUUGGAUAUCUUAAUGUAUUUUAUUUAAAGGAAGGAAGACUAGACUGAGGCCAAACCUGUGACUGGCAAGGAAGCAGCAAUCACUCACAUCAGGCAGGGCAGGGGGAUGUUGGUCCUUUUUGUGCCUAGGACAGUGUUCACGUUUCCUGUUGAGACUUGACUACAGAGUAGUCUUGUUUGAUUUUGUUCCGUCACAGUCCCAGAGUGGACUUAUCUGCUACUGAUGUUCUGUGAGAUUCUCUGUGUUCAUCCAGAGGGCACCAAGACCUAGCUGUGAGUGCCAGGCCGACUCCUGAGUGUCAGGGCUGUUGACUGUUCCUCGUGGCAGACGCCUUGA
Microcebus murinus (gray mouse lemur) is the source of this 2492-nucleotide messenger RNA. The record is from RefSeq and is a predicted model, not a curated record. NCBI's taxonomy places the organism in Eukaryota, Metazoa, Chordata, Mammalia, Primates, Cheirogaleidae.